This is a messenger RNA of Helianthus annuus (common sunflower), 1071 nucleotides long. RefSeq lists its product as uncharacterized. The record is from RefSeq and is a predicted model, not a curated record. Bases 1 to 1071 code for a protein of 356 amino acids. NCBI's taxonomy places the organism in Eukaryota, Viridiplantae, Streptophyta, Magnoliopsida, Asterales, Asteraceae. The transcript has 3 exons.
AUGGAUAAAAAGAUUGUUAAUUGGGCAACAAAAGCUUUAUCGUUUGCUGGUAGGUUACAGCUUAUUAACUCGGUUCUCUCAUCGAUGCACAUUUACUGGGCCUCAGUUUUCAUUAUUCCGGCUAGGGUUAUUAAUGAACUUGAAAAGCGUAUUCGCAGAUUUUUGUGUAAUGCGGGUUCAGAUGGUAGAAUUCGUGCCAAGGUUGCAUGGAACGAAGUGUGUUUGCCGAAAAAUGAGGGUGGAUUGGGCAUUAGAAGCAUUUCUGAUGUCAAUAAAUCGCUCAUGGCAAACCAUAUUUGGAGUAUUAUCACGAAGCGGGAUUCUAUUUGGAGUGGGUCUCGAACCAAUGUGUGGAGUGAUAUGUGGUGCUCGUUAAGUCCGAUUAGUUCCUUUAUUUCUCCUCGGGCCAUUGCCAAUGCUGGUUUCUCGUUACAGUCUACAGUCGCAGACGUUAUUGAUCAAAAUGGAAAUUGGAAGUGGCCGCAAGCUUGGCUGGAUCUCUUUUCGGUGUUAUUCACGAUCUCGGUUCCGACUAUAGUUCCUAACUCUAUUGAUCGUUUGGUGUGGAAAGAUUUGGAUGGGAAAACUGGUGAAUUCCAAUCGGCUCAGGACCGGUUGACAGCUUGGGAAGCAGGGAGUCUUACAAAUUUAAAUUUGAUGUGUUGUCCGCUAUGUUACUCGGAUCGUGAUAGUCGGGAUCACUUAUUUUUCCGAUGCUCUUUUGCGGAGCAAGUGUGGAGUAACGUGAAGGAAUUGGUUCAGCUGAGGAGCGUGGAUAAUACUUGGGAAUCGUUAUUAAGUUGGGCGGAUCAACAUUCAAGUUCUAAGAAAGCGGAUAACGUUGUGUAUAAGUUGUUGAUUACGGCUUCGUCUUACUACAUCUGGCAAGAGAGGAAUAACAGAAUGUUUAAAAAUCAUAAGAGGACGGUAACUCAAGUAAUUGAGGUAAUUAAAAACUCGGUUCGAUUGCGUAUCAUGGGAUUCAGGUUUCGGGCGGCUACAACUAAGGAAAGGAUUUUCAAGUUGUGGAAGAUUGAAGAGAACGAAGAUAAUGUAGUGAAGCCAGGCUAA